AGGGCAUCUGAAGGCCUAGCCAUGAAAAGGAAGGCUAAAAGUGGGGAUAUAACCAGCUUUUUUGCAAAGAAAAUUCCAACAAGUACACAAGAGGAAGAGCGCAAGGGAAAUGAGGGAGAAGGCAGUAAACUGGAGAGCCCAGGAGGGUCAGUGCAGGAAAAGACUGAAGGAGACACAGAAAUAAGUGACGAAGAAGAGGAAAUACAUGAAGGAGACACAGAAAUGAGUGAAGGAAAUGAGGAAAUAAGUGCAGGAUCUGAGGAAAAAGAAGAAUCAGUGAGAGAUGAAGAGGAGGCUCCAGAUUCAGAGAGAGGAACAGACGCAGGGAAUGAUCAGGAGGAGGAGGAGGAAGAUGACAGAGAGGAAGAGGGUAGACCUGAAAUUCUCCCUGGACCACAUGGUAUGUUUUUAUUCUUCUUCUAUAUAAAUUGCCAUACAGAGGGAUAAUAUAUGUAAUGCCACAUAUGCAUUAGCUAUGUCCAUGUACUGUUCAAUUGCAUUAGAUAAUCAUAUUUGGCACUCUUUGUUUUUUAAGAUAUAUCAAAAUGCAAAGGUGAUGCAGCAGUACAGCCUGAUUUAAAGACAUUUCCAAAGACACAACAUGGAGCAGCAAAAAGAAGCUUCCACAGGGAGUGGUACAGUUCUUGGCCAUGGCUUGAAUAUUCCAUGUCUAAAGAUGCAGCAUUCUGCUUUGCAUGCAGACAUUUUGCACAUUUGAAAAACAGUGUAUUCACUUCAGAAAAUGGCUAUUCUAACUGGAAGAAGGCCACUUCCAAAGACAGUGGGUUUAGUGUACAUUCCAGAGCAGACACACAUGUGAAUGCAAUGAUUGCAUGGAGUGAGUUUAAAAGAAUGGCCAAGAAAAACACAACUGUCUUGGGAAUGAUGGGAGAUGAAAAUCAGAAACAAGUAAUCGAAAAUCAAAAGUACAUCAAAACUUUAGCUGAAACCUUGCUGUUGACAGCCACUCAGAAUAUUUCCCAACGUGGCCAUGAUGAAUCAGAAAACUCAAAAAACAGAGGAAAUUUCCUUGAGAUUUUAGAUCUUGUGAGUAAACAUGAUGCCUUAGUAAAAAAGCGGCUGUGUCAGGGUCCCAAAAACGCUAAAUACACAAGCAAAAGCACGCAAAAUGAGAUUUUGGAGUGUUUAGCAGAAAUGGUGAGAGAGGAAAUUAUAAAAGAGGUUAAAGAAAGUGAGCACUUUUCUAUUUUAGCUGAUGAGACUAAAGACAUUCAAAAAAAGGAGCAGCUAUCUCUGGUCGUACGAUAUUAUUACAAUGGUGUGGUUCAGGAGAGCUUCCUUGAGUACCAGAAUUUAGAGCACUUAGAUGCAGUAAGUUUGACAGAGAAAAUUAUUUCAUGUCUAGAAAAGUAUGGACUGGAAUACAAAGAGAAUCUGGUAGGCCAAGGCUAUGAUGGGGCUGCAGUCAUGAGUGGCAGGUGCUCUGGGGUCCAAACAAGGGUUAAAGAAGUUGCCAAACAUGCAUUUUAUGUUCACUGCAGGGCACAUUGUUUGAAUCUUGUCAUUGUGGACAGUGUAAAAAAUGUCCCAGAAGCUGCAUGUUUUUUCACUUUGCUGGAAAGACUGUACACAUUCAUGUCAGGCUCAUAUGUUCACAUUAAGUGGAUGGAUGUUCAAAAAGAAAUGUUCAGUGGUGUGCCACCACGAGAACUUCCUAGGCUAAGUGACACUAGAUGGGCCUGUCGCUAUGCUGCAUGUAGAAACCUUAUGGACAGGCUGCCUGCAGUAAUAAGAGUGCUGGAUGAAAUUUCAGAUGAGGCUAAUCCACAGAGAGCUGUAGACGCAAGAGGACUUCGUUCUCAAAUGGAUUUUAAUUUCAUAGGGCUCCUUGCAGUCUUCAGAAAAGUUAUAGGUGAAACUAAGAUUUUAUCUGAGAUGCUCCAGUCAACUAAUGUGGACCUUACCAAAGCAGCUGACCUUACUGAAACCCUCAGACAGACAUUGGAAGAUUAUCGUAAAGAGGAGAGCUUUAAUGACCUGUGGAGUUGGACUACUGCAAUGCCCUACUCGUCUGGGUCACUGGCAGGAGCCUGCAAAAGCUCCAGCCGCAUACACGGAGCUGCCCCUGCCUACCUCAGUGAUCUCCUCGACCCGCACAUGGCCCCACGAAACCUCCGCUCCUCCACCUCUACCUACUGCCUGCACCAACCCAGGGCCAAACCCUCCACAAUGGGAGACAGGGCCUUCCAGGCAGUCACCCCACGUCUAUGGAAUGCCCUCCCAGAGACCCUGAGGGCCCCACAAGCUGUGGAGGCUUACACUGUCACCAUCAUCCAGAAGGCCCAGCAGAGGAUGCGCUUCCUACACGUGAUCAGAAAGCUCAACCUGCCCAAGGAGCUCCAGAGCCACCAUCCAGUCUGUCCUCUGCUCAGCCAUGACCGUCUGCUGUGA
Messenger RNA from Fundulus heteroclitus (mummichog), 2412 nucleotides. Its product is annotated as zinc finger MYM-type protein 1-like. The coding region runs from base 667 to 2412 and encodes 581 amino acids. The record is from RefSeq and is a predicted model, not a curated record. NCBI's taxonomy places the organism in Eukaryota, Metazoa, Chordata, Actinopteri, Cyprinodontiformes, Fundulidae. The transcript has 5 exons.